This is a messenger RNA of Gorilla gorilla gorilla (western lowland gorilla), 1196 nucleotides long. RefSeq names its product ubiquitin-conjugating enzyme E2 E3-like. The coding region runs from base 41 to 664 and encodes 207 amino acids. The record is from RefSeq and is a predicted model, not a curated record. The transcript has a single exon. Lineage: Eukaryota; Metazoa; Chordata; Mammalia; Primates; Hominidae.
GGGCGGCCGGCCGAGUUUUCCAAGAGUUAGCUUCACCAAGAUGUCCAGUGAUAGGCAAAGGUCCGAUGAUGAGAGCCCCAGCACCAGCAGUGGCAGUUCAGAUGCGGACCAGCGAGACCCAGCCGCUCCAGAGCCUGAAGAACAAGAGGAAAGAAAACCUUCUGCCACCCAGCAGAAGAAAAACACCAAACUCUCUAGCAAAACCACUGCUAAGUUAUCCACUAGUGCUAAAAGAAUUCAGAAGGAGCAAGCUGAAAUAACCCUUGAUCCUCCUCCUAAUUGCAGUGCUGGGCCUAAAGGAGAUAACAUUUGUGAAUGGAGAUCAACUGUACUUGGUCCACUGGGUUCUGUAUAUGAAGGUGGUGUGUUUUUUCUGGAUAUCACAUUUUCAUCAGAUUAUCCAUUUAAGCCACCAAAGGUUACUUUCCGCACCAGAAUCUAUCACUGCAACAUCAACAGUCAGGGAGUCAUCUGUCUGGACAUCCUUAAAGACAGCUGGAGUCCCGCUUUGACUAUUUCAAAGGUUUUGCUGUCUAUUUGUUCCCUUUUAAUGGACUGCAACCCUGUGGAUCCUCUGGUUGGAAGCAUAGCCACUCAGUAUUUGACCAACAGAGCAGAACACGACAGGAUAGCCAGACAGAGGACCAAGAGAUACGCAACAUAAUUCACAUAAUUUGUAUGCAGUGUGAAGGAGCAGAAGGCAUCUUCUCACUGUGCUGCAAAUCUUUACAGUCUUUACAAUACGGACUUCUGUGUAUAUGUUAUACUGAUUCUACUCUGCUUUUAUCCUUUGGAGCCUGGGAGACUCCCCACAAAGGUAAAUGCUAUCAAGAGUAGAACUUUGUAGCUGUAGAUUAGUUAUGUUGAAAACGCCUACUUGCAAGUCUUGCUUCUUUGGGAUAUCAAAAUGUAUUUUGUGAUGUACUAAGGAUACUGGUCCUGAAGUCUACCAAAUAUUAUAGUGCGUUUUAGCCUAAUUCAUUAUCUGUAUGAACUUAUAAAAGUAGCUGUAGAUGACUAGGAAUUAUGUCAUUUGUAUUAAACCCAGAUCUAUUUCUGAGUAUGUGGUUCAUGCUGUUGUGAAAAAUGUUUUACCUUUUACCUUUGUCAGUUUGUAAUGAGAGGAUUUCGUUUUAGCCUUUGUAGCUCAGAGAGCAUCGGAUGUAUCAUCUCAAACACAAUAAACAUGCUCCUGA